CACCGUCAGACGAUUCAGCAUCGAUUGAACCUGAAUUGAACCUCGUCGGCAUAAAAUAUUAAAAAACUUAGCUAACUUUGACGAAUUUUUCAAUUCGGUUUUUCGAGGUUAUUAUUUUUAAAGAAACGCUUCAAUUUUUCGAACACCGUCCAAACAAUUGGCGUUGAACAAAAACAAAAAAGUCGAAAGUCGAAAUAAGGGGACUAAGCCAGCUGAUUUGCCGCUGGUGUUACUCCCCUGAGAUAACAGGGUGGCAGUAUAUAUAGACGACAGAACGGUAAAACAGCUGCAUUUCAAGCUAGCAUUGGGAGCUGCAUUAGCUCUAACUCAGUAUACGGAUUGAUCUACAAUACUGGGAAACUAAUCGGACAAGCAGGUUUCUUGUAUAUUCCGGUACUAUGGCAAAUACCGGGGUAUUACCGUUUGUUCGAGGUGUCGAUUUUAGCUGCAAUGAUUUCGGUGAAUCCAAAUUUCCAGUAUCAGUUCGUCUUAUGACUGGUAUCCAAUGGCUCAAAUUGGACAGAACUAAAUUAGAGGAAAUACCAGAGGAAUUAGGAAAGUUACUCAAAUUGGAACACUUGUCUUUGGUGAAAAAUAAUUUGGAACGACUUUAUGGUGAAUUAACGCAACUCGGCUGCCUCAGAACUCUCAACAUAAGGCAUAAUAAUGUCAAAACAAGUGGUAUACCUGCUGAAUUGUUCCACCUGGAAGAGCUGACUACGUUAGAUCUGAGCCACAACAAUCUGAAGGAAGUACCUGAUGGCCUGGAGAAAGCUCGUUCGUUGCUUAAUCUCAAUCUCAGUCACAAUCACAUAGACACAAUUCCAAAUACGCUUUUCAUUCACCUGACGGAUCUUCUUUUUCUGGACCUGAGCCAUAAUCGACUGGAGACUUUGCCGCCGCAGACUCGACGGCUAGCCAAUUUACAGUCGCUCAAUCUCAAUCACAAUCCACUUGGACAUUUCCAGCUUAGACAAUUACCAUCAUUGAUGAAUCUUACUGAGCUUCAAAUGAGAAAUACUCAACGUACGCUGCAUAAUAUUCCCUCAAGGCUAGAGAGUUUGACGAAUCUUCAAGAAUUGGAUCUAUCACAAAAUGCUCUUCCUCGUGUACCUGAUGCUCUUUACUCUUUACCAAAUUUGCGACGACUCAAUCUCAGCGACAAUCACAUAUCAGAACUUUCAACAGCAAUAGAAAUGUGGCAGAAAUUGGAAACGCUUAACCUCUGUCGAAACAAAUUGACUGCACUGCCAAAUUCCAUAUGCAAGAUAUUAAGUCUGCGCAGGCUGUACGUCAAUGAUAAUAUGUUGGACUUCGAAGGUAUUCCCUCGGGUAUCGGGAAGCUCUCGUCUUUGCAAGUUUUUUCUGCAGCGAAUAAUCAUCUGGAGAUGAUUCCCGAAGGAUUGUGCAGAUGUGGAUCGUUGAAGCAACUAAUACUGACUUGUAAUCGAUUGAUCACGUUGCCAGAUGCGAUUCAUCUACUUACUGAUUUAGAGCGACUCGAUCUGCGAGACAAUCCUAAUUUGAUUAUGCCUCCAAAGCCAACCGAGAUUCAACGAGGAUCGGGCAUCGAGUUUUACAAUAUAGACUUUUCUCUUCAGCAUCAAUUACGACUGGCUGGUGCUAAAGUUCCCGCACUCGCUCAAGCUGCAAACAGCAGUAAAGAUCCGAUUGCACGUAAAAUGAGAUUGCGAAGAAGACGAGAUCAGGAAGAGGCUGAUCAAGAUCAAGCUAAAAUUCUCAAAGGAAUGAAAGACAUUGCUACAGAAAAAAAUAAUAAAGAGAAAAGCUUGGAAGACACCAGAGCUGCCGAGUCCCUAAAACCAAAGAGAUGGGAUGAGACGCUGGAAAAGCCCCCACUUGACUAUUCCGAAAUAUUCGAUCAAGAUGCAGGUCGUGUACCAGGCCUUUCCAUUUGGGAAAUCGAGAAUUUUCUUCCAAAUCAAAUAGAGGAGGUGGCGCAUGGCAAGUUUUACGAGGGUGAUUGUUAUAUCGUUUUGAAAACCGGAGUUGACGAGAGUGGAUCCCUUCUUUGGGCCAUUUACUUUUGGAUCGGAGAAAAAGCUACGCUGGAUAAGCGAGCCUGUGCAGCAAUCCAUGCGGUGAAUUUACGCAACUUCUUAGGCGCCCAGUGUCGAACGAUACGUGAGGAACAAGGAGAUGAGUCGGAUGAAUUUAUAAUGCUCUUUGAUUCUGACAUAACGUACAUCGAAGGGGGUAGGACAUCGUCGGGCUUCUACACAGUCGAAGAUACGCCAGCAAUAACGAGGCUCUUUCGAGUACACGCGGCAGGUGCCUCGAUACACCUAGAACCUGUGCCGGUAUCUGUCAGCAGUCUCGAUCCAGGUUACGUCUUUGUUCUCGAUACGGGCAGCAAAAUAUUCAUGUGGUACGGUACCAGAGCCAAAAACACACUCAAGUCGAAAUCCCGUUUGAUGGCUGAGAAAAUCAAUAAGAAUGAGAGAAAGAAUAAAUCGGAGAUAAUAACCGAAAUCAUGGGGACGGAGUCUGAGGAUUUCUGGUCGUGUUUCGGUUCCAAGGUCGUCACUCCUAAUUCGAUACUUGAUCACGUCGACCCAAACUUCGUACCGAUAGUUCCACGCCUCUAUCAAGUGCGGCUGGGUAUGGGAUACCUCGAAUUACCACAGGUCGAAGUACCAAAUGGGAAGCUCACCAAUAAUCUUCUCAAUAAUCGCAACGUCUACAUACUAGACUGUUACUUGGAUGUUUAUGUAUGGUUUGGGAAGAAAUCAACGCGGUUAGUGCGAGCCGCAGCGGUCAAGCUUUCUCAAGAGUUGUUUAACAUGAUUGAAAGGCCUGAGUAUGCGAUGGUUACGAGGCUGCAGGAAGGCACUGAGUCUCAGAUAUUCAAGUCCAAAUUUACUGGAUGGGACGAAGUGAUUGCGGUCGAUUUCACGAGGACAGCCGAAUCCGUAGCAAAAACGGGGGCUGAUUUGACCAAAUGGGCUAAGCAACAAGAUACGAAGGCCGAUUUAGCUGCUUUGUUUAUGCCACGCCGACCACAAAUGUCAAUUUCGGAGGCCCAACAGCUCAUGUCCGAAUGGAGCGAAGAUCUCGAAGCAAUGGAAGCUUUUGUCUUGGAAAAACGCAAAUUUGUUCGUCUACCACAGGAUGAGCUGGGUCAUUUUUACAGUGGCAACUGUUACGUUUUUCUAUGCAGAUAUUGGAUGCCGUUAGACGUUGCUGAAAACGAUGAAAACAAUGUUACCGGCGCCGCCAAUGAGGAGCAAUACGAGGAUGAUUUCCAAUGCAUCAUGUACUUCUGGCAAGGUCGCGACGCAGGAAACAUGGGCUGGCUCACAUUCACCUUUGGGAUGCAGAAGAAAUUUAAAUCGAUAUUUGGCGAAAAAUUAGAAGUUGUGCGAACGCACCAACAACAGGAAAAUUUAAAGUUCAUGGCACACUUUAAAAGAAAAUUCAUAAUACACCAGGGCAAAAGAAAACAGCCGAAAACAGCUGGUACGAGUAAAGUGGAAUUUUUUCAUUUGAGACGAAACGGCAGCGCGUUAUGUACCAGACUAGUUCAAAUACAACCGGACGCCAGUCUAUUAAACUCGUCAUUUUGUUACAUUCUCAAUGUGCCGUUUAACAAUGACGAUGAGACUGGAAUAGUUUACGUUUGGAUAGGCUCUAAAGCAGAUGGCGAGGAUGCUAGACUCGUUCAGGAAAUUGCUGAGGAAAUGUUCAACAACCCGUGGAUGAGCCUUCAAGUGUUGAAUGAGGGCGAAGAGCCCGAUAAUUUCUUUUGGGUUGGAUUGGGAGGGAAAAAGCCAUACGAUACCGACGCAGAUUACAUGAAUUAUACGCGGCUCUUCAGAUGUUCCAACGAAAAAGGAUACUUUGUCAUUAGUGAAAAGUGUACCGAUUUUUGUCAGGAUGAUUUGGCCGAUGACGAUAUCAUGAUUUUGGACAACGGAGAGCAAGUAUUUUUGUGGCUCGGGGCACGCUGUUCCGAAGUGGAGAUCAAACUUGCUUACAAAUCUGCGCAGGUUUAUAUUCAACAUUUGCGAGUAAAACAACCUGAGAAACCUCGCAAGUUGUUCCUUACUGCGAAAGGCAAAGAAUCGCGACGUUUCACCAAGUGCUUUCAUGGCUGGGGCAUGCAUAAGAAACAGCCGGAGUGAAAUAACCUCUCACCCAUUUUUAUUUGUCACCGAAUGUUGUCAUCGAUAUGGCUUUUUAGAUACACUCCAUUGGUAUUUACUAGGCCAUUUUCCAAGGACAUUGCCAAUCGGCAUAAACAAAUCGUGUUGCCUCAUUUAUUUAUACAAUAACAUUGCCAUAUGCACAAUGAAAGGUUCUUUGAACCAAUAAAAUAAAAAUUACAUUUGUACAUAACAUUGGAACUGAAUAAUCAAACAAUAAAAUAUAAAUACUUAACACUA
Molecule: messenger RNA, 4406 nt
Organism: Venturia canescens
Lineage: Eukaryota; Metazoa; Arthropoda; Insecta; Hymenoptera; Ichneumonidae
Gene: fliI
Product: FLII actin remodeling protein
Exons: 22
Coding region: 399-4145 (1248 amino acids)
Biological process (GO): actin filament severing; barbed-end actin filament capping; myofibril assembly
Cellular component (GO): cytoplasm; nucleus; actin cytoskeleton
Molecular function (GO): phosphatidylinositol-4,5-bisphosphate binding; actin filament binding
Source: RefSeq, a predicted model, not a curated record